Ceraceosorus bombacis is the source of this 868-nucleotide messenger RNA. The record is from the annotation of a GenBank genome assembly. NCBI's taxonomy places the organism in Eukaryota, Fungi, Basidiomycota, Exobasidiomycetes, Ceraceosorales, Ceraceosoraceae.
AAAGCACUGCCGCCUGCUUCGUUGGCCGCUAGUGAUCUGGCUCGAACACACCAGCAUCUCGUUCUCGUUCAGUACAAACCAAUACCAGCGCAUGCGCCCUAUCUGAUACCACUUGAUGGAAAGUGAUCAGCCGUCUUUGCUCUGUGCACGCCCCUGGACAGGCCAUCCUUCUGCCCCACAUGAGAUCCAACAGAACCAGAAUGGACCUUCUGACCACUUGCAGUAUGAUUCACGACCCUCGCUUCAUUUUGUACCACUGCCCUCUUAGCUCGACACUUCUCCCCAAACCGCAUAGCAUGCGCACUCAGUCUAGUCUUGCUCCAAAUGUUGGCUCUAUGCCAUGGCUCCGACGCAACAGUCGUACGUGUUCGACCCCUCGCAAAGUCCUUUUGCCCAUCGCUGCUCAUAUAGACUGCAGUUGGUCUUUUUCAUCCUUCUUCCAUUCCGUCUCACGUCCUCCUCCUCCCAGCACCAUUCCACAUGGUUCCUAACUGCCGACGUCAAAAGAUAGUGCGCAAAUGUACCGCCUUGUUUUGCCAUUAAACCCUCUGCUCUUCACUUGCACCACCUCUGCAAUCCUUUGCCGUCACCAGCUUUCGCGACGACCCGCUCUCACCGUCAGCCACCUUGUCACUCACGCUUUCUUCUGCACACGCGUUUUUGCUCGCUGUACAAAGCCAAAUUCAUGCCUCUUGACCUUUGGUCCACCAUCGACUCGCCCCGAGAUCUUGUUUUGCGAGCGGUGUAAUCAAGACGUUGGCGCGGCCCCUCGCACUUGUUGCGAGCUCGAGUGUGUUCAUCGAUGCGUUGCAGGCGAAUUUGAUGACAGAAGCGGGUUUGAAUAGUGUACAUUGCAUGAUGUUCCGUC